GGGGCUGUAAGGAAUUCUCCCGCUUUUCUAAAAUUUUAAGAAAUUUGGUAAAUAUUGAUAGAAAAAGUCGGGUUCAUUAGCCACAUUUAUUUGAUUUUCCUGAAAAUCUGCCAGACAGAAAGUUCUCACUUUUAUCCACCUUCAUUGUUACCUUCAGAACAGCUCUCUCCAUAGCAACUGAAAACUUCUCUGGGCCGAAAUAAUCCUCUCCAGCUUUCAGCACACAGUCAAGGAAUUUUAAAAUCAGAGGACUUUGUAACCACGAAAUUCUCUCCGAGAUUUAAAAGGCCGCAGAGCUCCAGAUAAAUAAUCAUUUAUCUUUCUUCUGAAGGCAUUCCUCCGGUUACGAGUUUACACCGUGAACACCUGCCCACCCAUCUCCGUCAAAGACAGACUCGAGGUAAAGGAGGAGUGGAAAUGUGCUUCUGGACCAAGCUUUCAGGAUUCUGGCUGCCAUUGUUCCUUCUCCUCAGCCUUGUUCCCUCUACUGAGACAGAAAAACCCUCAGCCCAGGACAGCAGCAGCACCUGGAGUCCUGGCCGACUGACAGAAGUACUACGAAUUCCCUCUGCGGGUGACCCCCCACCCCUGAACCACUCAAGAAGCCUCAUCAGAACGUUCUUGGAGAAAACUGGGUGCCCCCGGAGAACCAACGGAAUGCAAGGAGAUUGCAAUCUGUGCUUUGAACCAGAUGCCCUUUUACUAAUAGCUGGAGGAGAUUUCGAAGAUCAGCUCAGGGAGGACGUGGUCCAGAGAGUUUCUCUUCUUCUCCUCUACUACAUUAUUCAUCAGGAAGAGAUCUGUUCUUCAAAGCUCAACAUGAGUAAUAAAGAGUACACAUUUUACCUGCACAGCCUGCUCAGCCUCAGGCAGGAUGAAGACUCCUACUUCCUUUCACAGAACGAGACAGAGGAUAUCCUGGCCUUCACCAGGCAGUACUUUGACACUUCUAGAAGCAAGUGUAUGGAAACCAAAAUGCUGCAGAAAAAAUCUGGAAUACUAAACAGUCAUGGUGCUGAUGAAAAGACACUUCCUCAGUUGGCAGCAACAAUCAUUGCUUUGUCCCUCCAAGGUGUUUGUCUGGGACAAAGAAACUUGCCUUCCCCAGACUAUUUCAUGGAAUACAUUUUCAGUUCCUUGAAUAGUACAAAUACUCUCCACCUAUCGGAACUGGACCAACUCCUCAACACUCUCCGGAACAAAAAUACCUGUAUUGGAAAAGAUAAAAUUCAUCAACUUAAAAGGAAACAAAACAACAUAACAAUCCAUGAUUGGGGCUACCCUAAUCUAUCUGUAUCCAUGAACCAAGAGUCAGAUGAUGGUCCAGUUUCCUGGGAUCAGACUUGCUUCUCUGCUGGGCAGCUGGUAGAGAUAUUCCUACAGAACAGCCUUUCACCCAUUUCUAAGGAGGACUUUAAGCAAAUGAGUCCAGGAAUCAUCCAGCAACUACUCAGCUGCUCUUGCCAACUGCCCAAGGACCAACAAGCAAAGCCGCCACCCACCACUUUGGAGAAAUAUGGCUACAGCACGGUGGCUGUGACACUGCUCACACUGGGCUCCAUGCUUGGGACAACACUGAUCCUUUUCCACAGCUGUGAGGAGAACUACAGGCUUAUUUUACAGCUGUUUGUGGGCCUGGCGGUUGGGACACUCUCUGGGGAUGCUCUUCUCCACCUGAUCCCUCAGGUUCUUGGCUUACAUAAGCAGGAAGCUUCAGAGUUUGGACAUUUCCAUGAAAGCAAAGGUCAUAUUUGGCAACUGUUGGGAUUAAUUGGAGGCAUCCAUGGGUUUUUCUUAAUAGAAAAAUGUUUUAUUCUUCUUGUAUCGCCAGGUGCUAAGCAGGGCGUGUCAUUGGUUAAUGGGCACGUGGGACAUUCCCACCAUCUUGCACUCAACUCUGAAUUAAGUGACCAGUCAGGCAGAGGCAAGUCUGCGUCAACUAUCCCGUUGAAAGGCCCAGAAGAUUCACAGGCACCUGAAAUUCAUAUAGGCAGUAUGACAGCUUCCAACAGAAAAUGCGAAACCAUUAGCUUGUUAGCAGUAAUGAUCCUGGUUGGGGACAGCCUGCAUAAUUUUGCAGAUGGCCUAGUAAUAGGAGCAGCGUUCUCAUCUUCAUCCGAGUCAGGAGUGACCACAACAAUUGCUAUUUUGUGUCAUGAAAUUCCACAUGAAAUGGGAGACUUUGCUGUGCUCUUAAGCUCUGGACUUCCUGUUAAGAUUGCCAUCCUGAUGAAUUUUAUAAGCGCUCUAACUGCCUUCAUAGGACUAUACAUUGGCCUCUCGGUGUCAACUGAUCCAUGUGUUCAAAACUGGAUCUUAACAAUUACUGCUGGGAUGUUCUUAUAUUUAUCCUUGGUGGAAAUGCUUCCUGAAAUGACUCAUGUUCAAACACGGCGACCCUGGUUGAUGUUUCUCCUGCAGAAUUUUGGAUUGACCCUCGGUUGGCUUUCUCUCUUACUGUUGGCUAUAUAUGAACAAAAUAUUAAAAUAUAAAUUGAGUCUCAAAAUCCCUUAAAAAUGAAUUUAUGCGGCCUCAUUUUGUUUCUUUUGUCAUACUCUAUAGUGAUGUAUAAAUUAUUUUUUAUCUUAGAUGAAGUAUAUCUUUUAGUUCAUUAACUUAUUAAUUUUAUAAUGCAAUUUCGUUUUUGUAGAAUAUAAAUGUCAGGUUGUCCUUCAUUGAAAUAUUUAGUCUUCAACACCAUGAUGAAACUUAUACCUUUUUUAGUAAUUAGUAAAUUCUAAAUUAAUUAAACUUGCAAAAAAUAUUGUUUCUCUAACAAAGAAUGUUUGUUUGUAGUAUUUGAAGUGGACAGAUGCCUGUUGGGAUAAAAUCUUCUGAAAUUUCUUUGAUGUCAAUUAUAUAUUUUUUUUCCUGUGGGAUUAUAAACCAUAAGCAAACUAAAUUACAAACAAAUGUAAUAAAGUCUAGUUUUAAUGUGA
Messenger RNA from Equus caballus (horse), 2940 nucleotides. It is a transcript of the gene SLC39A12, whose product is annotated as solute carrier family 39 member 12. Gene Ontology annotation, biological process: zinc ion import across plasma membrane; intracellular monoatomic cation homeostasis. The record is from RefSeq and is a predicted model, not a curated record. NCBI's taxonomy places the organism in Eukaryota, Metazoa, Chordata, Mammalia, Perissodactyla, Equidae. Gene Ontology annotation, cellular component: plasma membrane. Gene Ontology annotation, molecular function: zinc ion transmembrane transporter activity; monoatomic cation:bicarbonate symporter activity.